Messenger RNA from Phaeoacremonium minimum UCRPA7, 1524 nucleotides. Its product is annotated as putative kinase activator protein. The record is from RefSeq and is a predicted model, not a curated record. Gene Ontology annotation, cellular component: Atg1/ULK1 kinase complex; phagophore assembly site. Gene Ontology annotation, biological process: activation of protein kinase activity; autophagy of peroxisome; autophagosome assembly. Bases 1 to 1524 code for a protein of 507 amino acids. Gene Ontology annotation, molecular function: protein kinase activator activity; molecular adaptor activity. The transcript is spliced from 3 exons. NCBI's taxonomy places the organism in Eukaryota, Fungi, Ascomycota, Sordariomycetes, Togniniales, Togniniaceae.
AUGGCGACCUCACCAAGCGCAGCCUCGUCAUCGCCGGCGGACUCGCGCCCGGCUUCCCUCCAUACCGGCAACAGCCCCGAUCCCAGCCCCGAUCCCAGCCCCGAAGAUGUUGCCGCAUCCAUUCCCGUCGAAACCCUUGUCGAGCACCUCCUCGCGGCGAAGCGCUCCCUCUCGUCGAUGACCCUUGUCCUCCAUGCGAAUGACCUGUCGACACAUGCCCGCCAGCUCCACGAAGAAUCCGUCAUCCUUGGCGCCCAGACAGCCUUCCUCCGGACAGGCAUCAAUGAGCAGGUCAUACUGCUGAAGCGUGUGCGGAAGAGCAUGUCGAGAACAUAUGACAGCGGCAAGAGGGAGUUUAAACACUUGAUUCGCACUCUUGAUUCCGCCAAUGGCAAGCUCGAGAAGAUGAUGGAACAGCUGCGUAGCACCAUCGUCGAGGCGGUUUUCAGGCCCGAAGGAGAAGAACCCAGGAAUCUCAUGGACUUUGUAGAUGAGAAAAGUGUCGAUGUCAUGAGGAAUGCACUGAAGGAGAGCAUUGGUGAACUACAGUCCGCUCAGACUUCAUAUGAUGGCGACCUGCUCCGAUUCGACAAUGACCUACGAACACUUAGCAAAGCCAUGUCCUCUGCUCCCUCGUCGUCCCCCUCAGACUCCGCUGCAUAUCAACCCAUCCCAUACCUGCUCUCGUCCCUCCUAGACCACUCCCGGGCAAUGGCAGAACAUCUCACCUCUUUGACGAGGCAUUUUGACAUGUGCGUUACAGCUGUGCGCAUCACAGAGGGAGGCGCUGCCCUCGCGCGUCGCAAGGCUGCUGAGGUCACUGCCUCACAGGAAGGAGGCGACCCCGUCUCCAUUUCCGGUGUCAUUGCUGAGCAGGAGUCCAAUGUUGCCGACCUCGACCCAAUAUCGUCACAAGAACGGGAUGAGAUCUUACAAGUCGUCAUGCAGGAUGCUCCAGAGGUGGAUGAGGUGGUGGCCGAGAUCAACGCAGUUCUUCACGAAAUGGAAACCGAUUUUGCCUCGCUCAAAGAGCAAGCCGACCGGAUCAAGGUAUCGUACAUCACGACUACACAAGCGUUCCAUGUUCUUGAAGACAUCGGUUCUCGUUUGCAGAGCUACGUCGCAGCUGAGACGGAGUACAUUGAUCGCUGGGAGGACGAGAAGCAGGUCAUCUUUGGCAAGCUAGAAGAGAUGGAUGGACUGCGAGAAUUCUACGAGGGAUACCUCAGUGCCUACGAAAGCUUGCAUCUCGAAAAGGAGCGUAGACGUUCAGUGGAGGAGAAGAUUUUCAGCAUUUUCAAGAAAGCUCAAGAGAAUGUACACAAAUUAGUAGAUGCAGACUGGAAGGAGAGGGAGAUGUUUCGGCAGGAGGUCGGUGAGUUCCUCCCAACUGAUCUAUGGGUUGGCAUGAGUGGGCCGCUUCAAAUGUGGGACAUUGUUCCGGCUCAGCCAAAGGAUGAUCGCGUUGCCAAGGAAGAUGGCAAUGAGGGAGGCAAACAGAAGCUCUCGCGAGUGAUCAUCUAG